Messenger RNA from Uncinocarpus reesii 1704, 3171 nucleotides. RefSeq lists its product as uncharacterized. Lineage: Eukaryota; Fungi; Ascomycota; Eurotiomycetes; Onygenales; Onygenaceae. The transcript has 3 exons. Gene Ontology annotation, molecular function: ATP binding; ATP-dependent chromatin remodeler activity. The coding region runs from base 1 to 3171 and encodes 1056 amino acids. The record is from RefSeq and is a predicted model, not a curated record.
AUGAACGGGCCUUCUGCUGCCCUGCUACUCGAUCCUAAGAGCUUUAAAAAGCAAGCUGCAACAAAGCCUUCUCCUCUCACUCCUCCGAAAGAUGACGUCAAACGGGACGAACUCCCCCCGAGACUGGGGCAUAGCGAAAUUCGAUCGCAAAGCAACGACCGGCUCGAAUCGAAACGUGGACACGAUCAGCUUCAUGAUGGAAGUCAAUCUCGAAUGAUUGAAAACAUGUAUGGCGUCGAACGACGCGAGAACCAGCCUCUGAAAAAAAUACGGGUCGAUGUAGACCGGGGAAGUAGAAGCACUCCAAAUAUAAAAGACAAAUUCUCAGGGGUAAGCGGAACGUCUCUCGGAGCAUAUAUGAAGGAAGAUUCCGCUCAGUCUGGACCGACCGCACCACCUGCUGCCGCUGCAAUUGACCUCACUUCGGACAAUGAGGAUGAUGAAGUUAUAUUUGUCGCGAACCGUGACUUAGGUGCGGAGCAGGUCUGCUUUGGUAAGCUUGAAGGCGCUACAGUUCUUGCACAUCAAGUACCCACCCCCCCAAGAACUGUAUUCAAGGACAUGAUGCAUGACUGGCCCUCUAUUAGAUGUGAACUGGUCAGGCAUCGUUCUCAAGACACCAGAAUCGAGGUCAAGGAUCCAGCGGACAAAACUUUCGGCCUGCUAGACCCCAAGACUUCAGCAGCGUUGGCGCCACUACUUGACAAUGGCGUGGCUAAAUUUCGCGCUCAAGCUCGUCUUGAUGUUCGAAAAAGACAAUCCGAUGAGUGGCCGGGGCAACCCUGUUCGGGAAAUUUCCGUAUUUCUAUCAACCUAUAUGGGCCACGACGGCUCGCGGAAAGCACAGGGAAAUUCCUUGGCCAAAAGAACCUUUGGCUAGGAGUACCAAACGCUGUGGAGGCUGGAAUCUCAGUUUUUAAUCCCCAUGCCGAGAGACGCUCCGCUCUGGCUGCAAAAGUUCCUACCAAUCGCUUUUCAAUUCAAUCAGAGACUCGCACCGCUGAGGAAAUUAAUAGCGCGGUCACACGAAUGUUCGACCAGUUAAGGAGUGCUGAAAAUCUUCCUGAGAUGCAACCAUCUGCUUUGAUAAAGACCCCUCUCCUACCGCAUCAGAAACAGGCACUUUGGUAUAUGACCGAGAAAGAGAAGCCGCGCCAGCUUGGGCCAAAAGAGGAGGAUAACAACUCACUCUGGAGGAUACACUACCAAUCGAAUGGAAGGAAGCUGUAUCGCGAAAUCAUUAGCGGUGUGACUUCCGUGGAAGAGCCUCCGCAGGCCCUCGGUGGGCUUUUGGCCGAUAUGAUGGGUUUGGGCAAAACCUUAAGCAUCCUUUCUUUGGUAUGCUCCUCAUUACCGCAGUCUCUGGACUGGGCCAGAGAACAACCUCCACACGGGUCGCUGAUGGGUCAGCCUCCAAUUCGCAACGCCAAAACCACUCUUUUAGUCUCACCGCUGAGCGCUGUGGGUAACUGGACGACCCAAAUCAAAGAGCAUUUACAUGAAGGCUCUCUUUCGUACUACGUAUUCCAUGGGCCGUCAAGAACUGAAGAUCCAGCGCAGUUGGCGGAGUAUGAUCUAGUCAUCACCACAUACAGCACAGUUCUAAGUGACCUCUCUUUAAAAAGCUCUAAAAGAAAAGCAAGCCCCCUUGCUCAGUUAAAUUUCUUUCGAAUAGUAUUGGAUGAGGCUCAUGCAAUACGAGAACAAUCUGGAGCUCAGAGCCAGGCGAUAUUUAGCCUAAAUGCGCAGCGUCGGUGGUCUGUCACUGGAACUCCGAUUCAAAACCGCCUCGAAGACUUGGGAUCCGUUGCCAGAUUUUUGAGACUAUUUCCGUUCAAUGAAAAAGGCCGUUUUGCCGCCCACAUCAUUGCUCCGUUCAAAUGCGAAAACCCAAAUGCGAUAACGACGUUGAGGGUAUUUAUAGACUCUUUUACCCUUCGUCGAGUAAAAGACCGGAUUGAUCUACCUCCUCGCAAUGAUCAAACCGUGCUACUUACCUUUUCUGAAAAUGAAAAGGCAUUACAUGAGUUCUUCCGAAAGGAAUCGAAUGUUAUGAUGAACGUGAUUGCUGGUCAGUCCAGGGAAAAGAUGAGCGGUAAUAUGUAUCAUCUUGUCUUGAAGGCCAUGAUGAUUUUGCGGCAGAUCAGUGCACACGGCAAAGAGCUCCUCGACCAAGAGGAUCGUGAAAGGUUCAAAGGAUUGACGGCAAACGACGCUAUUGAUUUAGAAGAAUUCGAAAACAAUGCAACAGAUGCUGCUGAGAAGAAGGCGUAUGAAAUGCUUUCGUUGAUGAAAGAAUCGUCGGCGGAUAUUUGCGUGAAAUGUGGUAAUACCAUUUUGCUACAAUCGGGCGACGAAACACCGGGAGACAAGCCCGCCACGGUAGCCAGCAUGUUGCCUUGCUAUGAUCUUCUCUGUGGGGAUUGCUUUGCUCGCUUUCGACCUGUAUUCGAUGACAAUGCCGGGAAGCCAGUGCAGCUUAAAUGCUUCUUUUGCCAAAGUUUAAUCGCACCGGCGUAUACUAUCAUAUCAGCUGCGGGAUAUGAAAAAUAUCAGACUACGCAGCUAGCUUCGAGACAGAGUCGCAAACAAGUCAAAGUGAUGGGACAAUACGAAGGGCCUCACACGAAAACCAAGGCGUUACUCUCCCUUCUUCUCAGUACCGCAGAAGAAAGUAAACGCAGCCCGGAUCAGCCGCCCAUCAAGAGUGUUGUCUUCUCAGCAUGGACAUCACACCUUGACCUUAUCGAAAUCGCACUCCAGGACAGUGGAAUCACAGGCUUUACUCGGCUCGAUGGUACUAUGUCGCUCAAACAACGAAAUGCAGCGCUGGAUGCGUUCCGCGACGACGACAAUAUUACGGUCCUUCUUGCAACGUUAGGCGCAGGCGGUGUUGGUCUCAACCUCACGUCAGCUUCGAGGGUCUAUGUUAUGGAGCCUCAGUACAAUCCCGCGGCGGUGGCGCAGGCGAUUGACCGUGUGCAUCGUCUUGGCCAAACGCGCGAAGUCACUACAGUUCAGUUCAUUAUGAAGGAGAGCAUCGAAGAAAAAAUUGCGGAAUUAGCGAAGAAGAAGCAGCAGCUUGCUAAUAUGAGUUUGAAUCGCGGCAAGUCGGAUAAGAGAGAGCCGAUGGAAGAGAGAAUGAAAGAAUAUCGGAGCUUAUUCCGAUAA